This is a messenger RNA of Toxotes jaculatrix (banded archerfish), 2754 nucleotides long. RefSeq lists its product as uncharacterized. Gene Ontology annotation, molecular function: protein binding. Gene Ontology annotation, biological process: integrin-mediated signaling pathway; T cell receptor signaling pathway; protein localization to plasma membrane. Bases 1 to 2754 code for a protein of 917 amino acids. The record is from RefSeq and is a predicted model, not a curated record. The transcript is spliced from 19 exons. Gene Ontology annotation, cellular component: plasma membrane. NCBI's taxonomy places the organism in Eukaryota, Metazoa, Chordata, Actinopteri, Toxotidae.
AUGGAAGAGGAGGGGCCAAUCAACUUCAAAGCUCUAAGGGCCAAGUUUCAGGAAGAGGCCCUUCUGGCUCAAUCCAAAACCAGACGGCCAGCUGUUGCAGAGAAACCCAAACACCUUCCACCUCCUGGAGGUCAUUGCAGCUCUGUGGUUACCAGUAUUAAUAUUGCUGUAGAAAACAAGACACCAGUGGUUCCCCGGGUCAUCUUCAGAGAUGGGCUGCGGUCAUCUGGGGGCAAGCGACCGGUUUCCUUUCCACCACAACUUCAGCAGACUUCCGCCUCAUCCCAGCUUACUAACGGAGACAGCACAACAAGGCAGUCCCUCAAAGAGCGACACAUGCCUCUGGUGCUUCCUGUCUUGCCUGUAAAAGAGCAGAAGAUAGAACCACCAGUCAGAAAGGAGCACAAACUGGAACCAGAGCCAGGAAAAGAAGUCCCGUCACAAGCUAAAAUCAAGAAGAAGGGCUUGCUCCUUCCUUUCAAAUCAGUCAAAGCAUCAAAAGUCGGUGCAGAAAAUGGAGAGGAGCCCACUUAUGCUGAUUUGACCACUAGACCUUCUAGUGCUCCAGGCGAAUUGGCCUCAGUGGAAAAACAAACCACAGAAGAUGGGGUUUCACUCCAAAGUGACCAGUCGACUGCUGAUUGCCCCCUCUCAAGCCCAGAUAUACCAAUCACCCCUCCUUCUGCAGAGACAAGUGUUGACUCUGACAGCAAAAUCGUUAGCACCUUGGAGAGGGCCAAGAAGAAAUUCUCACGCCGGCAGAUGUUGAUAUCCACAAAAUCCAAGAGCUUGCGUUCCCCUGACUACACUCCAAGAGACAAGGCGUUCCCUUCGCCACCAAAGAACACUGAAAGUGUUGAGCCUGACCUCCCCAUACCCCCACCAGUCUGUCUUCCACACCUGGCUUGUAUUUCAGCCCGGCCUUUCUUCAAAGCUAACAACUCUGCACGUAAGUCUCCAUUGGCUAAGCAGUUUGGCAGGGAUCAAGCUGAACUUGUCUCUGUGAGGACUUGUGAACCUCCUCCACCCUCAGCUCCUUCAAAGAAACCUCUACCUGACUUGAGGUCACUGGGGCCAGUGCCAGCCAAACCCCCCAGACCUCCAUUAGUAGAUCUCAGCUGUCACCAUCUACCCACAGUCCACGAGGUGUCACCAGGUCUUAACCAAACACCAACUGAAGAGCCAGAGUCUGAGCACCCAACCAUCUCCCACCCUGUGCUGGAUGCUCCAGAGUUUCCGGAGUUUGAGAGUUCAGAGAUGGAAACAGCAGAGGGAGAAGUUGUUGACAUUGCUGCCCUGGAAUUGGAGGCUUUAGACUUUGUCAGCACUGACCUUCCUGUACCAGUUGACUUGGGGGUCACAGAUUUUGAGGCUUCCCAACCUGAUUUGUCAGCGUGUGAUCCUGCAGAGCCCAGCCUGAGCUCUAUCUUCCAAGAUCUGAACCUUGGCAGUCAAAACAUAAUACCCCUCGAUCCGGCCAGCUUCCCUGAACCAAUAAACUUUUCAGAGUUCCCAGAGCCUGAUGCACCAGAGCAGUGGUCUCAGAGUGAGGAUGCGGUCGCAGAUCUUCUUUCUAACUCUCAAGCUGAUGAGACUGAUCAGGGAGCUGCUGAGUGCCACUCUGUCCCAGAGGAAACAGAUCUUAGUAACAAUGCAGAAUUGAAUGAUGGCAUUCAACCAUGUCCAAGUGUAUGUCAACAGAACAGUUACUAUGAAACAUGUGAUAAUGUAUACGAGGAUGUUGAAAACAUCAACAAAUUCGUCUUGGGCCAGAACUCUCGUAAACGGAAAGCUGGUCUGAAGAAUCCAUAUGCUGACAACCACCCUAUGAAGGAGGAGGCAUGUCUCAACAUAUGGCCUCGGAAUCCGUGGGGGAGUGCACCAGGAGAAUAUUCUCAUUCGGCCCAUAAUCACAUCCAUAGUAAGGAACGCCAGAGCCCCAACACUGCUGACUAUAAAGAGCAGAAGAAGAGGGAGAAGCAGCGACUGGAGAAGGAGAGAAAGGAACAAAAAGAAAGGGAGAAGAAAGAAAAUGAAAUGAAAAAGAAGUUCAAGGUGACUGGCGAUGAGGAGCCCAUGUACCACGCCAAGGUGAUGGUGGCCAGCAAAGUCCGCAAAAACGACCUGCCUGUGAAGAGCGGGGACACGGUCAGCAUCAUCCGCACCACCAACUGCCCCAAAGGCAAAUGGUUGGCUCGAGACGGCAACAACAAAUAUGGUUAUAUUUCCGUCAUGAAUGUGGAGCUGAAUAUCAAGGAGAUGCUGGAACUUGGCAAGAAGGCCCAAGCAGCGGGACGAGGAGGCAACCUGGAGGGUGAUACCAUCAGCAUUGGGAGCAGAUCCUCCAGCCACCCUGUGCUAACAAGCAGCUUCACAGAUGACAGUGAGGAGUGGGCCUGUGAAGAUGAGACUCUCUCACCCUCCAAUGAAAGCCAUAGCUUUCCCCAGCAGGCUUCGUCCAUGUCUGAGAUGUCUUGUGGCCAUGUCAGUGCCCAGCAUACUCUGAGCGAUGCCAACCUGGAGGACCUGCACACACAGACCAGACAUGAAGCCCUGCAGAAACUAGCCAUCUUCUUUCAGCACAACAAAGAUGAAUUUGUUGAUGUCACUGAUGGAGAAGGAACAACACCCACAAAUGCUGAACCACCAAAUUUGCUGUGUGCUGUCGAAGAGCCUCCGUAUCCCGAGCAGGAGGUUGACUUCACAGAGCUGGAACUCCUUCCUCCCCCACCACUUUAUGCUGACACCUUCUGA